Dichotomopilus funicola is the source of this 948-nucleotide messenger RNA. RefSeq lists its product as uncharacterized. The transcript has a single exon. NCBI's taxonomy places the organism in Eukaryota, Fungi, Ascomycota, Sordariomycetes, Sordariales, Chaetomiaceae. The coding region runs from base 1 to 948 and encodes 315 amino acids. The record is from RefSeq and is a predicted model, not a curated record.
AUGAGGCAACCAGAAAAGAUCAAUCCGGCUGGGAACGGCAAUGUCAACCCGCAAAAGGAGAGUUCUUUCUACCGGAGACUGCCGCAGGAAAUCCGGAACCUGGUUUGGGUCCAGCUCUUUUCUUCGACCAGGAUAGCCGUUGGAUUUAUCGAAUACCCCGUCUCCAAGUUCCUCGAUGUCACACCCGCGCCCAAUAGCCUUGCGGCGCUCCGCAUCUGCCGACGGGCCCGUCUCGAAAUCGGCGACUCUUGGCUACGUCACAUCCUAUUUUACUUUCCAGGACUCCACACAAUGUACAAAAGGCUUUCCGUCCUUCCUGUUGAGACGAUCACAAAGUUACGGCACGUGAGAAUGAGCGGUGAAAAAUUUCUGUUCCCAUGCGAAGGACGGAACAAAACACACUGCAGAUACAGCAUAUUCGAUGCCUUGAGGCGCCUCCCCGGCCUGCAGCUUGACCAGCUCACGAUUCUGGGCGGCAGUUGGUCUGGGUGCAAUUAUAUGGACCUUCUAAGCCUUAUCGAGCUCGGAGAUGGAUGGAAGACGCUCCGAUAUCUUGACCGCAGCUCCGAACUGCUCGGGUUUCGCGGAAAGACGCGCGGCUGGACGCCCGAUGGCGAAAGUAGAUGGCAACCACAGCCCAGUGGCUUGAAACGUAUCCUAGAAAAACGCGAUGGCAUAGCCUCGGCCCCUUCUGUCACGAUCUACCGGGCAACUGAGUCGAGGUUCAACGGUGGCAUGUUUGACCUAGCGAGACGAGUCAAAUUUGAACAACAUUGGGACCCCCAGGAACUCGUGUAUUAUCCCCAGGAUGACGAGCUCAUGACUAAAGGGGAGAAGGAGAAGGAGAUGUUGAUCAUUGUGAACAGGGGCGCUGGCGUUGAUUACGUGGUGAAGGACAUAUCUGCUCGACAGCUGGAUGAUAUGGGCAGCUUGUUUCCCGAGGAUUAA